UUACUAUAAUCGUUGAAAGCCCUAUCACAUCUGAUUUUAUGCCCCCACCUGUCGUACCACAUCUUUCUUUGAGUACUUCAGAGAACAACACUUUACUUUCAUCAAAUGAUCUAACUUCUUCGAUGACGGAUGUCUCGCCUUCGUCAAAAUUCAGUGCAUCUUCUGAUAUAAGUAUAACUGAAAAAGCCUUUUUGGAGAAUUCACGUUCAUCCUUGCUAGGAAAUGUUGAUUCAACUACCUCUUUCCAAUCUUCCAGUGUAGAUACUUUUCCAAGGGUUGAUCUAAAAAAAUCCGGUCCGUUGUUUCAAGCGACUGGUUUACGUGAACCGUUUGAAACAGGAACGUCCUCUCUAUCUGUAGAGGCAAUUGAUAAUUCAAUGAAUGAUGUUUCUCUAUCAUUUUCUGAUGGUGAUAUCUCGUCUUCUACAAGAAUAGAGAAGGCACCAAUAGUGUCCAAUAAAUCUAGCAUGAUGAGAGAAACUUCAAAUUCUAAUUCUUUGUUAAAAGACGUCCCAACGAAUUCGUUUGUUGAUGAUGUUUCAACCUUUCGGAAUGAGGAAAUUGCAGUCCCAUCCUUCAAAACUCAAGAUGCAACCAUUCGUAAUGAGGAAAAUGCAGCGCCAUCCUUCAACACUCAAGAUGCAACCUUUCAAAAUGAGGAAAUUGCAGUGCCAUCCUUCAACACUCAAGAUGCAACAAUUCGAAAUGAGGAAAUUGCAGUACCAUCCUUCAACACUCAAGAUGCAACCAUUCAAAAUGAGGAAAUUGCAGUGCCAUCCUUCAACACUCAAGAUGCAAAAAUUCGAAAUGAGGAAAUUGCAGUGCCAUCCUUCAACACUCAAAAUGCAACAAUUCGAAAUGAGGAAAUUGCAGUGCCAUCCUUCAACACUCAAGAUGCAACAAUUCGAAAUGAGGAAAUUGCAGUGCCAUCCUUCAACACUCAAGAUGCAACAAUUCGAAAUGAGGAAAUUGCAGUACCAUCCUUCAACACUCAAGAUGCAACCAUUCAAAAUGAGGAAAAUGCAGUGCCAUCCUUCAACACUCAAGAUGCAACCUUUCGGAAUAAGGAAAUUGCAAUGCCAUCCUUCAACACUCAAGAUGCAACCAUUCGAAAUGAGCAAAUUGCAGUGCCAUCCUUCAACAUUCAAGAUGCAACCUUUCGGAAUGAGGAAAUUGCAUCCUUCAACACUCAAGAUGCAACCUUUCGGAAUGAGGAACUUGCAGUGCCACCCUUCAACACUCAAGAUGCAACCUUUAUGUCAUCAUCGAAGAAAACUUUGACAUCUACUGUUAAAGAUGAAAUGUCUUUUGGCACUGAGAACACCGCAUCUACUAACCAUUCUUCAUCUUUUGACGGAUCGUCUCAUAUCGGACAAUCAGGUUUGGUAAUUUCAGAUGUACAUGUCAACUCGUCUUUUUCGUCAAAUCAACUACUAGUAAACGAUUCAUUGUUUGCUCUAGAAGAAAACAUGAAUGAUUCUCUUGCAGUAAGUAUUGAUUUUGAAAAACCAGUUUCGGUAAAUGAAACAUUUGCAUCUUCCUUGAAUGGAGGUAUAUUGUCAACUAUUACACUGGAAGAUAAUUCCAAACUAUCACCGGCAGCUAGAGAUGUAUCAAUAGAUUCAAAUGGAACCACUGUAUUUGCUGAUACAAUAUCUGAGUCUCCAACUUUCUCUGACAUAUCUCCAAUUAUUUCUGGUGAAUCACUUUGGAUUGUAAAUGGAACUGAUAAAUCAGUUCAAGACGGAAAUAUCACCAUGCUGUCCUCAAUAAAAGACUUAUCGAAAUCUGCUAACAGUUUACUCAUUGAACAAUUGGAUUCUAAAGAUGUCGAUUUACUGACUGGGACUACAGCAGUUAUUUUUGAAUCGAUUAGUAAUAAUAUAUCGUCAACUUCAAUGACAGCUGAAACGAAUUUCAAACAGAUAUCAUCAAAUCUCAAACAAGAAGAACAAAUACCAUUUGACGUAAUAAACUCUAUUUCUGAUGUAGACUUUAAUAGCAAAAUUGACACAAUGAAUGAUUUUUCUUCCUUUGAUUCUAAUGUAGUCGCAGUAAAUUCCGUUCCAACGGGAACUUUUACUAAGAGGACUGAUAAUUCUAUGGCUGCUGUAGUUGUUGAUCUUGUGCCAUCAUCGGUUUUGGAAAAAGAAAAAAUAACCGUCUCUCCAGAAUUUUAUUUUCCUAUGGUGGAAACUACAACCGCCAAUGAUAGCAGUCCUAUGUUCUUUCCUGAACCACUUUCUUCUGAUAUUCUUUCUUUCGACAGAACUUCAGCAGUGUCCUCUAAUUUGCAUGAUGUGUCUUCAAAUACUCUCUUAAAUGGUUCAACUGUGGUUACGGACUCAUUGGUGGAUUCUUCUGUUUCAAGCAUGCCAAACGUUUCGUCAUUAGACGAAUUAGUUUCUACAAAUACAAUGUCAGAUUCAUCUAUUUCAGCCCUCCAAGGAGACGUCAAUGCGGAUUCAACGAUGACAGUGGAAAGUUCAGGCAUUUCUAGAGGCACGAAAAUAUCAGAUAUAACUGUAUUUCCAGGUACUCUAAAUAACUCUUUUUCGUCAACUUCUAGCGUAUCAGCAGUAGAAACACCAUUAGAUAUAUUUCCAGGUGAAAUGGUUGUUGAUUCAACAAGCAACAACACAUCAAUUGAACCAGUUUCUACAAAUUCUUCUGUAAUCACAAGAAUUUCAGAUGCUUCAAUGUUAGGCUCAUCCGUAGACAUGCCAAUGGACAAUGCUGGUAAUUCUAAUGGCGAUGCCUUCAAUACUGAUGCAUCUGUAAGUUUUUUCCCGGACAAUGCUGGUAAUUCAAAUGGCGAUGCUUUCAAUACUGAUGCACCUGUAAGUUUUUUCCCGGAUAAUGGCUUUGAUUCACAGGGUACUUUCGGUUCAACUAGUUCAUCUAUUGCAGAAGACAUCAAUGUAAUUACAUCAGUCACUAAAAGUUCUACUGCUUCUUCAAGUAGUGCCAUUACUGAUAGUUCAUCUUUCACACGAGAAGGUUCCGGAAGUGAUCUAUCUGCUUUGUCUGUGAAUCCCCCUGUUACAGAUGCCUUACGAUUUGGAGCUAACGACAACUUGUCGUUACAGAAGUUUCCUACAACUGAAAAUCAAGUUGUAACAGUUGUGACUGUUGAAACCCCAGUGCAAUCUUCAUUUUCUGAAUCAAAUAGUUUGAGUGUUGAGUCUCUUAGAGAGGAAACAGUUCCAGCAGAGACCAGAAUAACAAAUAUGAAAUUUUCAGAUACAACAGAUCUCGACCCAAUGACAUUUGAUCCAACAUUUCCAUCAUUCCCAGAAAGUGGAACGGACUUGACAUCAUUUGCUGAAAGUAGAACAGUUAAUCAAAUUAUACCAAAUGAUUCAUCGAUGUCAGCUGUAGUAACCGGUGCUGUUUCUUCAACUACAUCAUCAGUAAAUGCAGGAGAUUCAAAUAUUGGUUCAGCCAAUUCAGAAGCCAUAUUUCCGAACGUUUCGCCAGUUUCAUUUUCGUUAACAGUGAAUGGAGAGGAACCCGGAUUAACAGCAGGUGAAAUACCUCCUCCACCUCCAGUAUUCCCCGCUAAAGAUAUAAACAACAUUCCAGCAUCUGCUGACGCCGAGCUGUUUCCACCGUUUGACCUUGGAAGAGGUUCAACGCCUUUUUCUGAAAACAUUCCACCCGUUCCCGCAGGUGAGAUGAUGGGAUCCCGACAAGAUUUCAGGAGAGUGAAUUCCGCAUCAACAUUAGACGUUACAAUGGUUGAACCUAAUUCAAGAACCGAUAUUAAACCAGCUGUAUCCUCGUUUCCAGGUGCAAAUACAGCCGAGGUUACACCACCGAAAACAGGAAUAUAUCAGCGCGGAAAUGGACUUGUCAUGGCAGUCCUUGAUCUUACUAAUGCUGACAAAAAUAAUCUUGGUGAAAUGAUGCAAAUUCUCCAAAAUCUUAUUGAUGAGCGAAAUAGAAACAUGGCAGCUCCAGUAAUGACCGAACCUACAGAAGCACCAUCAUUUUCCGAAUUUCCUAGUGCAAAUUUCGAGUCCAGCUUUCCUGGAGCUGGUACAUCCAGCUUUCCUGGAGCAAGUACCUCCAGUAUCCCUGAGUCAGGUACGUCCAGUUUUCCUGGAGCAGGUACAGACGUAGCAUCAAGUUUCCCCGGAAUGGGAAGUCCUGUAGAAUCCCCAAAAUCGAGUGUCUCAAUAUCUGGAUCAGAAGUGCCAUUUGUUGCAUCCGGUUUUCCUGGAAGCGAGGCUAGGUCUGAAGUUAACAGUUUUCCAGGAUCAGAUUUUAUAUCUGCACCAUCUGCUAAUCAAGCAACUGAAACUCCAUCUGGAAUGGCUACCUUUCCAGGAUCUGGAUCUAACAUGUCAGGUUUCCCAGGUAUGCGAACUGAAAAAUCUUCAACAGUUUCUACAUCCAAAGGGGUAGUACCACCAGGAACAGUAUCCGGGAUAGAGGGUUUCGAAAGAACAGAAUCUCCAUUGUCAUCCAGUAUUGGUGGGGUGCCAAGUAAGUCAUGAAGUUGAACUAUGGCAACGUUAGGUCUUUGAACGACUAGAAGAAACAAGGGAUGUCGACUACUAUACUUACAGAAAUCUGUCUCCGUUUUCUAUCAACAGAACUAAUGUGUGUUGGUGAAAGACAUUAAAUAUAUAUGAAAUACAUAUAAAAAAGCUACAAAAAUAUAUAUCUCAAUAAAUAAGUUACACAGUGAUUGAUAGUUUGUUUACAAACGAAACCAAUGUACAUUUUAAUAAGAUGUUAAAAGUUAAAAACUAUAAUUAGUAUAAUUAAUAUAAUUAUUUUUGUGUAUAUUUAUGUGUUGCAAUUGCAGACUGGUCUUACAUAUUUCAGUGUCACCAGUAAAUGCGUAGUGUUAAUGUGCUAAUUUUUAUUAACUGUAGAGUUUAUGUGCAUCCAAACAUAAAUUGUCAUCAGCACCAACGGCUGGAGUCGUUAAAAUAUGUAGAAAGUUUUGUUAUUUAUUAUGCAUACCUUUUCUGAAGAGUUUAAGUGUGAUAUAUGUCACACUGUUGGUUACAUUGUUAAUCGUUAAUGUAUAUUUGUAAAAUAAAAUAUUUUUAUGAAAACAC
Molecule: messenger RNA, 5075 nt
Organism: Mytilus trossulus (common blue mussel)
Lineage: Eukaryota; Metazoa; Mollusca; Bivalvia; Mytilida; Mytilidae
Product: serine-rich adhesin for platelets-like
Exons: 9
Coding region: 39-4502 (1487 amino acids)
Source: RefSeq, a predicted model, not a curated record